CGUCAAACUAACUGUAAAUUAACUAUUAUAUUAGCAAUUCAUUUAUUUUAUUGCUUUUUAUGAUCUUGUGGUUUUGGUGACAAACAAGCAAAUAUUAUAUAAAUCUAAGACUACGAGAAUAACAUGGAUUUCGAUCCCGAAGUAUACGACAAUUCAAAUAACGAUACAUUACUUCCGGCGAAAAAACUAAUCAAUAUUAUAAAUGACUUCAAACCGGUCAACAGCAAAUUCUCGACAAUUGUGGACAUAGGCUGUGGCUCUGGAAAUAUGACUAAACUAUAUGCCGAACACAUAGACAGCCAACGAUUUAUUGGCUGCGAUAUCGACCCAAAAAUGAUUGAUUUCGCCACAAAGGAGAACCGAAAAUCAAAUAUCGAUUACGUAUUGCAAGACAUACAACAAGAUUGGGAUCGCUUUAGUCCGGAACUCAAGGCACUGAAGCACAGGGUGUCAGUCAUUACGUCUAACUUCGCGCUCACUUGGGUUAAGGAUAUCAGGACUGCCUCUCAAAACAUCUCAAAUCUGAUCGCAAACGACGGCUUUGUUGUCCUCAACAUUGUAUACGACGGAGAUAUCUAUGAUAGGCUCGACCCAAACGACCGGAUAUUAGCCGAAAAAUACCUUAAAUAUCCGACCGAAGAGGAAAUGAUAGGCAAAUGGAUUAAUGGAUUAAAAAAGUCCGGAUUUUCCAAAAUCGAUAUCCAUUACUGGGAACCCAAAGCUGUAUUCACCGAAAAAGUCUAUUAUGAAGAAUAUCUCAAUGUUCCCAUGAAUUGGUAUAAAAGUUAUGCGAAACUCACAAAUGGUUCAAAUGUUGAAAUGAGUAAACUAUUGAAACGAUUGCUUAUUGAGGAUCGAUGUAAGAGAUUGGACACGAAGUCCAGUAAAGGCGAGGACCUCAUUGAAGUGACUAAUUAUAUUUGGCAGAUAAUCGCAUCUAAAUCAUGA
Messenger RNA from Oppiella nova, 948 nucleotides. NCBI's taxonomy places the organism in Eukaryota, Metazoa, Arthropoda, Arachnida, Sarcoptiformes, Oppiidae. The record is from the annotation of a GenBank genome assembly.